Cajanus cajan (pigeon pea) is the source of this 839-nucleotide messenger RNA. Its product is annotated as plastid transcriptionally active protein. Lineage: Eukaryota; Viridiplantae; Streptophyta; Magnoliopsida; Fabales; Fabaceae. The record is from RefSeq and is a predicted model, not a curated record.
CGUGUUUAUGAAAAGUGAAACGCAAGUCGUUUUGUCGAUACUGUACUCAACUACUUAUUAUGUGACGGCUUGUGUUAUGGUGCGGAUGAGGUGUUUGAUAAAUUGGGUUUGAGAAGAGGAAGAAGCAUAGAUAUUGGAAGGCAUGAAUAAUCUAAGGCCAUUGGUUAGGAUGGCUGCAGUUAUCGUUGGUGGAGUAGCUACUAUGAACUUGGCUUCUACUGCUACCAUCAAAGCCCUUCGGUUUGCAUCCGAGAAGAAACGGGAAAAAGUUGGGUUGCCGUGUAGGGCUUGUAGAGGGAAGGGGUUUUAUAUAUGCAAACUGUGCAAUGGGAACGCCACCAUAGCUUGGUCUCCAAUGUUUGACCCUAUUGCAAUUAACCCCUGCGUUUGUCCCACUUGCGAAGGAAACAGGGUUCAACGCUGUCUGAAUUGUCUGGGAAAAGGCUAUGAAUGACCUAUUAAGAGAUAGAUAGUGCUGCAUUUAUUUUGUUCUUUAGAAUAUGAUGAUUGUGCUAGCGACUUGUUCAAUUGUAUUUUACUGCAUCUGAGAGCUUGCACAUCUUCGCCAUUUGCUCUUUCGAUUGAAUUGCCUUCCUAGUAAUAGAAUAAGAGCUAAGCAAUAUUUAUGUAAUAAAUCUCCGCUUGCAAAAAUCAGUGGAGAAAGAUGUCAUCUUUUUUUAAUGUGGUUAGUGCUGCAAUGCAAUGACAUCAUGUCAAUCACCUGUAGCAAAUGAGGCGGUGCUGCUGAUGAACUUUAAACUUACUUUGCCUAUUAAAGUGGCUAAGUUUCAUUAUAAGCUUAAAAAUAUAACUUGGUGAAUUAUUUAUUAUCUUCUUCA